This is a messenger RNA of Bufo bufo (common toad), 1979 nucleotides long. RefSeq names its product magnesium transporter MRS2 (gene MRS2). The transcript has 12 exons. Gene Ontology annotation, biological process: mitochondrial magnesium ion transmembrane transport. Gene Ontology annotation, cellular component: mitochondrial inner membrane. Bases 17 to 1315 code for a protein of 432 amino acids. NCBI's taxonomy places the organism in Eukaryota, Metazoa, Chordata, Amphibia, Anura, Bufonidae. The record is from RefSeq and is a predicted model, not a curated record. Gene Ontology annotation, molecular function: magnesium ion transmembrane transporter activity.
UCCGGUUGGGCGACCCAUGUGGAGUCCUGGAGAGCAGCAGUUGGUGUGGUGCCUGGCUGUCAUGGAUGUGGUCAGGGGGCUGCACAGGCUGCAGCGGUACAGUGCGCUUCUCGGACAGGCGAGGACUUUCACUGGCAUCCCCGGCUGCUUCCUGCAGGGUCGGUGGAUGGCUUGUACCCAGAGAUCUGGACCCCAGCGACAAUGGAUCUUGCCACCCAGCAGUACAGUAUGCCGCCAUACACAGUCGGACACCUCUCAAGCCACGUUGGCCAGUGUUGCUCCAGUGUUCUCUGUGAUGAAAUUUGACAAAGAAGGAAACAUAUUGUCAUUUGAGAGGAAGAAGACAGAAUUAUAUCAGGAGUUGGGACUUCAAGCACGGGAUCUGAGGUUUCAGCAUCUAGUCAGCAUCAAUGCCAGAAACAACAAGAUCAUUUUAAGAAUGGAGUUUGUAAAAGCUGUUAUUACUUCGGAGUAUCUGCUAAUAUUGGAUUAUCGGAACUUUCACCUGGAGCAAUGGUUUCUCCGUGAGCUUGCCCCUCAGCUAGCAGGAGAAGGACAGCUAGUCACAUAUUCUUUACCUUUUGAAUUCAGAGCUCUGGAAGCAAUCCUCCAGCACAGGAUUAGCACUCUGCACGGAAGACUUCAUUUUUUACAACCUCAAAUCCUAGAAACUUUGGAAGCUUUGGUGGACCCCAAGCUUAUGUCUGUAGAUAGAAGUAAACUGCAUGUCCUGCUGCAGAACGGGAAAACUCUAUCGGAGUUGGAAACUGAUGUUAAAGUUUUCAAAGAAGCCAUUCUGGAAAUCCUGGAUGAAGAUGAGCUUAUAGAAGAGCUGUGUCUGACCAGACUGUCUGACCCUCAAGCGCUUGAAGAGAGCGCUUCACGGAUAGAUCACACAGAAGAAAUGGAGCUGCUUCUUGAGAAUUAUUACAGACAAGCAGAAGAUCUAGCAAAUGUGGCCAGAGAGCUGCGUGUGCUGAUUGAUGACUCCGAAAGUGUGAUUUUUAUCAACUUGGACAGUCAUCGGAAUGUGAUGAUGAGACUCAAUUUGCAGCUGACCAUGGGAACCUUUUCCCUUUCUCUCUUUGGUCUAAUUGGAGUGGCUUUUGGGAUGAACUUGGAGUCCACUUUUGAAGAGGAUCCCCAAGUGUUUUGGUUCAUUACAGGAGUUAUGUUCCUGGGAAGUGGCCUGAUCUGGAGACGCUUGCUCUCCUUUCUUGGAAGACAUCUGGAGCCAUCAAAGCCACCAUCGAUCUGGAAGAGGGCAUUUCCCUUAAUUGGAAGAGCAGAUGCAACAAAUGGGCCUAAAGUGUAAUUUUCCUCACGAGGGCAGAAACCUAUGGGCAUUAGACCUACCAGACAACUGCUCCACCGCGUGACUGUUACUACUCCGUUUUGCCCUCCGAUUACACACUAAAGGAUGUGUAAAUCAUAUUGGGUAUAGGAGUAUGCCCAGUCUGCCUUGGGUACCAUCAUGCAUAGUUAUAUCCCUGAGCCACCCAUUUACUCGGAGGACAUGCUUUCCUCUGUAUGGCAUUCAUGUGCAUUCCACAGUAUUUUGGAAGUGUCUAUUUUCUAUCAUACAAACAGCUUCUGUAGAAAGAAAUGUCAUCAAAGCAUCAGUUUUACGUGACUGGAACAUACCUAGAUUUGCAAACUGAUACUACUUUAAGGUACAUGGGUAGUUAAUGUGAUAUUUCAUUUUUGUAGGGGGAUAGUCACUUACCGCAGUGCCUUAAGGACACCUCAAGUACCUCGCCCCGCUGGACUAUGCUGCUGUUAAUCUGAAACAAAUAAUGCGUGCAUCUAUUUAUUGCCUGUGGUAUAGUGUUACAUCCUUCUGUGCCUUAUGUUACAAUAUGUUGCAUUAAUGCUUUUACUAAGCUGGGAGUGUGGGGAAAUUUUUAACAAGAUUUAGUAAAAUGAAAAAAAAAAAGUUUUUGUGCACAACUUCUUUUUUUUUCUGAGCCUUAAAGGGG